AUGUUCGCCGCCCGCCGUGCCCUCCAAGCCACCCGUGGCUAUGCCACCUCUGCCAACAUCCAGAUCCCCGCUGUCAUCCACGGAAUUGAGGGUCGUUACGCUACCGCCCUUUACACCGCCGCCGCCAAGAAGCAGGCCUUGGAAGUCGUUGAGACCGACUUGAAGCAGGUUAAGCGCAUUGUCGAGAAGGACUCUAAGCUCCGUGAGUACCUCGAGAACCCCACCAUCAACCGUAUCGAGAAGAAGGCUGGUGUCCAGCAGUUGCUCGCUGCUGGCAAGUACAACGAGUUGACCAAGAACUUCUUCGAUACCUUGGCUGAGAACGGUCGUCUCUACGAUACCGUCAAGAUCAUCAACUCCUACGGUUCUUUGAUGGGCGCUCACCGCGGUGAGGUCCAGGUCACCAUCACCUCCGCCAAGGAGUUGGAUGCCAAGGAGGUCGCCAAGGUCAAGGGUUACUUGCAGAAGUCUUCCUUCGUCACCGCCAAGCAGACCCUCAUUGUCUCCAACAAGGUCAACCCCGCCAUCCUCGGUGGUUUGGUUGUCGAGUUCGGUGACAAGACCAUUGACUUGUCCGUCUCCUCCAAGAUCAACAAGCUCAACCAGUUGCUCCAGGAGGCCAUCUAA
This is a messenger RNA of Linnemannia hyalina, 627 nucleotides long. The record is from the annotation of a GenBank genome assembly. NCBI's taxonomy places the organism in Eukaryota, Fungi, Mortierellomycota, Mortierellomycetes, Mortierellales, Mortierellaceae.